Microthlaspi erraticum is the source of this 447-nucleotide messenger RNA. NCBI's taxonomy places the organism in Eukaryota, Viridiplantae, Streptophyta, Magnoliopsida, Brassicales, Brassicaceae. The record is from the annotation of a GenBank genome assembly.
AUGGGACAUAAGGAGCAUGGAGGGACUUGGCACAUGGAAGCAGCUCAACUGGAUACGCAAAGGAAGAAGGGAGAAGCCAUCUUGAAGACCAGCUCGACCGUCGAGUUCCUCACUCGACCGGCCAAGCUUCAACUCGAUCGAGCUGGAAGUCAAAGUGUAUGCGAACUCGAUCGAGUCGGUCUAACUGAAGACUUGGUCGAGCUAGACAUUACAACGGGUAGAAAGAGGGUUCAGAGGUCACAGAGGGUACAAGAGGAACCUGAGGUGCUUGUUGCUGAUACAAUGGAUGUACCAGAGGGGAAUGGAAACCCUUUGGGCAUGGACUCGGUCGAGCUAGGCAAACUCGACCGAUUGGUCAAGGAGAUGCUCCAAACCGCCACCAACAGAGACAAGGGAUUGUUCCACCACCAGUGCAGAACCACAACUUUGAGAUCAAGCUGGGAAUGA